AUGUACGAUCACCAGCAACCCUUCACGGCCGGAAAGCUGAAGGUGUCCGAUAUACACACGCUCCACUACGAGAUAUCGGGGAGCAAAGAGGGUACACCAGUGAUCUUCCUGCAUGGUGGACCCGGAUCUGGCUGUGACGGUAGAGAUCGUGGCUUCUUCGACCACUCAAAGUACCAGGUGAUCAUGCUUGACCAGCGCGGCGCUGGCAAAUCCACUCCGAGCGCAUGCCUGGAAGAGAAUACGACGUGGGAUCUCGUGAAAGAUGUCGAGCGUCUGCGCGAGCAUCUAGGCAUCGAGAAGUGGCACGUUUUUGGUGGUUCUUGGGGCUCGACGCUAUCUCUGGCAUACGCUCAGACGCACCCGGAUCGCGUCAAGACGCUGGUUCUUCGCGGGAUCUUCACACUACGCCAGAGCGAGCUUCGGUGGUUCUACCAGGAAGGCGCCUCGCACCUCUUCCCUGAUGCCUGGGACGAAUACAUUGCACCGAUCCCGGAGGAGGAGCGCGGCGAUAUCAUCCUGGCUUAUCACGCUCAGUUGAACUCGAUCGACGACGAGAUCCGGAUGAGAGCCGCUCGCGCCUGGACGAAGUGGGAGAUGGCGACCUCUAAGCUGUACGUCGACCCCGAGAACCUGGCGAAGGCGGAGAAGGACGAGUACAGUAACGCAUUUGCGCGGAUCGAGAACCACUACUUCGUCAACACAGGCUUCAUGCGCGACGGGCAGCUGCUCGAGCGGCAAGAGGUUGACAAGAUACGGCACAUCCCAUGCGUCAUUGUGCAGGGAAGAUAUGAUGUGGUGUGUCCGGCUACUACAGCUUGGACACUGCACAAGGUGUGGGAGGAAGCCGAGUUCCAUAUCGUGCCGGACUCUGGCCAUUCUUCAACUGAGCCUGGGACUCAGAAGUUGCUCGUGCAGGCAACCGAUAAGUUUGCGGAACUGUAUCCAUGA
This is a messenger RNA of Peniophora sp. CBMAI 1063, 948 nucleotides long. NCBI's taxonomy places the organism in Eukaryota, Fungi, Basidiomycota, Agaricomycetes, Russulales, Peniophoraceae. The record is from the annotation of a GenBank genome assembly.